This is a messenger RNA of Truncatella angustata, 468 nucleotides long. RefSeq lists its product as uncharacterized. NCBI's taxonomy places the organism in Eukaryota, Fungi, Ascomycota, Sordariomycetes, Amphisphaeriales, Sporocadaceae. Bases 1 to 468 code for a protein of 155 amino acids. The transcript is spliced from 2 exons. The record is from RefSeq and is a predicted model, not a curated record.
AUGAGAUUCUCAAUUGUCACGUUGCUUUCGCUUGGCGCCGCGGCGGUUGCUGCCCCAACCCCUCAUGGAAGUGCUGAGGGCCAAGGUGCUUCCGUUGAUGCUAUCUCUGAGGCGCUGUACGGAUCGUGGGGCAUUAUCAAGCGUGCCGAGCUUACGAAGGAGCAAACAUCCACCGUCGAUGCUAUCUCUGAGGCACUUUAUGGGUCGUGGGGCAUCAUCAAGCGUGCCGAGCUGACGAAGGAGCAAGCUGCUACCGUUGAUGCCAUCUCUGAGGCUCUGUAUGGAUCGUGGGGCAUCAUCAAGCGAGAUGCUGAGCUCACAAAAGAUCAGACUGCCACCGUUGAUGCCAUCUCAGAGGCGCUUUACGGAUCGUGGGGUAUCAUCAAGCGUGCUGAGCUUACGAAGGAGCAAACAUCCACCGUCGAUGCCAUCUCCGAGGCUUUGUACGGCUCGUGGGGCAUUAUCUAG